Molecule: messenger RNA, 2883 nt
Organism: Annulohypoxylon truncatum
Lineage: Eukaryota; Fungi; Ascomycota; Sordariomycetes; Xylariales; Hypoxylaceae
Exons: 3
Coding region: 362-2623 (753 amino acids)
Source: RefSeq, a predicted model, not a curated record
GACCUUUUUAUACAUCAGGUCAUCCAUCCCGCUAUAUUCGCCUCUUGAGUAAGGUCGACUCCUGUCUCAUCCCUUGGAAGCACCAAGCCCUACCAUCUAUAUAUUUCCCUUAUCAUCUCUUUCAACCCCUAUCGAUUGACCAAUGUCAAGUUGUCAAUUGUAGCAUCUCUCGGACACCUCAGGCCAUAUCAACUUCGGUGUAGGACUUUUGUGACUCAUAGGCCUGCUCAGCCUUAUGGUGCAUAAUUGUGCUAACCGUUACCGUGUCUCUUGACACAGUUUCCAACAGAGCUAUCAUCGACCUUCUCCCGUCUACCAUAAAUCUGUACCCCACACCCCCGUGUUAUACCGAGUCAUCAUCAUGUCCUUCUCCAACCCUCGAAGGACUCCGGUGACUCGCCCGGACUCUGAUUCCGGCAAUGGCUUAACCCUUAAGACGAACUUGACUCUACGGAAGGGUGCAACCUUCCAUUCUCCUACUACUCCUCCGUCUAGUCCACCUGCUGCUACUACGUUCAAAGUACCGUCACUACCUCGUCGAUCCCAAACAACCCUCGAUGAUGUUGUCGAUGCUCACGUUCGUCGUGCUGCCCUGAACAUUGGCAAGUUCGAGGUAACCCUAUCGGCUAUCAAGGCCGAGCCCUCGUCCCCCUCCAGCUCUUUACCGGAAGACAUUCUUCCCAUCCCUAGAGGUUUCCUGGACCACACAAUAGUCGGAGACACGAUGUCUGAGGAACCUUCCGUUGCGGAGACGGAGCGACGAGUGUUGCGCCCUCGCAACCGCCGCUCUUCUCGCCACCAUGAAUCUGACAGUGGCCUGGGUUCAUCCAUUGCCUCCACCAACCAGAAGCGGAAGGAGGCCAAGUCUACUGGAGGUAGCGCCGCAGCUAUCACGCGUUCCGUCACUGCUACCAGGUCUCAGGAUAAUCAACGUCUUAGUGACCGUGCUAAGAACCGUAUCCAUGAGCAUAUCUUGAAACCACUGUUACAGGACCGCUCACUCAAGGACUUCCGUCCCAUUGUCAAUGACUGUCCCAGAAGGAUCCAGGAAAACCAGAUCGUUUGUCUUAGGGAUCUCGAGAAGACCCUUAUCUUUAUGGCACCGGAGAAGGCAAAAACUGUCGAAUUAUACCGUGACUUCUGCCUCACUUCGAUUCGAUGUAUCCAAGCGACCGUCGAAUACCUCUCUGAUAGAGAACAAACCCGACCUCACGACCGGCCCUACAAUAACGGUUACUUCAUUGAUCUUGUCGAACAAAUUCGCCAACACGCGCAACUGAUGCAGGAGGCCCGUAAGAGGCAAGCCGACGGUGAAGAAUUGGACGAUAUGGAAGUCGACCCAACGGACGAGGUCAAACUCAUGGGCGGCCUUACUACAAACGGACGACCUGCCGAAUUGGUCCGCGUGAAGAAGAACGGCAAGGCCUUCUCCAUGGCCACCGGCAAACCCGUUGAAGAUCUCGAGGACGACGAGGCUAAGGGUCCAAUCCGGUUCAAGCGUUCGAUGAGCGAACAAGCCGAGGACGAGGAAGAGAUCAUGCGAUCCAUGGCUCGCCGAAAGAAGAACGCUUCUCCUGAGGAGCUGGCUCCCAAGAAGUGCAACCACCCGGGUUGCAAUAAAGAGUUCAAACGACCUUGCGACCUGACGAAACACGAGAAGACCCAUUCUCGUCCUUGGAAGUGCCCUAUUCCCACAUGCAAAUACCACGAGUAUGGCUGGCCUACUGAGAAAGAGAUGGAUCGGCACGUUAACGACAAACACUCGGCUGCUCCCCCGAUGUAUGAGUGCCAUUUCAAACCUUGUCCCUACAAGUCUAAACGUGAAUCCAAUUGCAAACAGCAUAUGGAGAAAGCGCACGGGUGGACAUACGUCCGAACCAAAACCAAUGGCCAGAAGAAAUCCAGCAAGGCUGGUAGCUCUGCUCAUCCCACACCUCUAAUUAAAAGUCUACCCACCCCUAGUAGUGAGCAGACUGAUCCCGUCAUGACGCCACCCGAGGAUUCUGUCUUCGGACGCUACAACGACCACGAGUUCCCUUCGUAUCCUUCAGACCAGGAAUUCAACGCUAGCUUGUAUGAGCACCAGCCAUUCGACGGAGAUAUUCAGCUUGACUUCUCUCCGAUCGACAACAGCACACCUUCCACUGACUCUGGCCAAUUUAAUUCCUUCGAGGACCUCAGUCCCGAGUUUACUGGUCAAUUCGAGGAUAUUUAUGGCGCUCCUGUACAGCUGCCAACUCCUUCACACUCAAUCUACAACAAGGGCAUCAAGGAUUUCGAGGCCUAUGACCACUAUGAGAACUUCAACAUGAAUGCGUGUCAACAGUUCACUAUGCCACAACUCGCGGCUGGCGGCCAAGGUGGCCAAGUCAUGUUAACGCCACCAACAAUGGUGGAUGAGGGCUUCGAGGACUUUCAGCCUGCUUGUUCCAAUCAAUUUGGUCAUGAUUUCCCUCUCUUCCCGACUAGCUCGAUGGAUAAAUCGAACAAUUUUGGCAGUACCCUCUUCGGUACCAUCACGCCCAGCCUUGCUGCCGGUUACACCCAGCCAUCAUCGCAAGACUUCAACAUGGACUAUAAUCAGAAUAUGGAUUGGACGCCGGACUACUCAGGAUCUCUAUAGGAGUCUUGUGUGGCUAUUGGAUGGGAAGCAAUGUAAAGAGCUAGUGUCAUGCAUGCUUUCUGGCAAUUUUCGGCUUCCAGCUGGUUUUCAUGAUGUUACGAUGAUGACUUAUCGUUGAUAGGGCGCGAAUUGGGGGAAAGGAAUCCAUCCCAGACUGCUUUCUGAAGAUUAUGGUACGGGGAUAUUGAGGGCUGGAUAGACGAUGUUCUGCUUGUCCCUGUGUACACAUUCGUGUUACUUUACUUCGACUUCUCAGCUUU